AUGAUCGUUGAUGUUUCUUCUCAAUUUUCCUUGAAACGAAGGAGGUUCACCAAUAUUGAUCCCAUGGAAGCUGAAGAAGCUAAGGCCAAGCUCACAGCAGCAAAAGAAAAGUUCGGGAGAGAAAUUCAUGUUUUUGAAACGUCAGCUGCUUCUUCUUCGCACACGGAAGAGUCUAUUACUGAGGAGACAGAUGAAUUUUUUGAGUUUACAGCAGAGGAUUAUUAUCGGAUUAUGAAUGCCAAAAAGGAAGAUAAGGUUCUAAAAACACGAAAGCUUAAAGAGGCAGAACAGGCAGCCCGCAGGUCAAGGAUAACAAAGACUGUGAUCAGGGUUCGAUUUCCUGAUAAUCACACAUUAGAGGCCACUUUUCAUCCAUCAGAAACAGUUCAGAGCUUGGUUGAUCUCCUCACGAAAGUAGUUGCUCAACCAGAAUUACCAUUCUACAUAUAUACUACUCCUCCUAAGAAGCAGAUAAAAGACACGUCACAGGAUUUUUACUCUGCUGGCUUUGUUCCUGGUGCAAUUGUGUAUUUUUCAUAUAAUAUGCCAAAAGAUGAUGCUUCAGAUGCCAAGUCAGGUCCCUUCCUUCAGGAAGAGAUCAUGUCUUUGAAAGGUUUGGAACUCCUCACUAAACAUGCAGAGCCUGUUGAGUCUGCACCAGAAACGAUACCAGAGGCAUCACCUCCUGUUGUUCAAGAGAAGAAGCCUGCGGAGAAAAAACCUGUCAAGCCAAAGUGGCUGAAACUGUGA
Messenger RNA from Prunus armeniaca (apricot), 750 nucleotides. NCBI's taxonomy places the organism in Eukaryota, Viridiplantae, Streptophyta, Magnoliopsida, Rosales, Rosaceae. The record is from the annotation of a GenBank genome assembly.